This is a messenger RNA of Bradysia coprophila, 1737 nucleotides long. RefSeq names its product Golgi phosphoprotein 3 homolog sauron (gene sau). Gene Ontology annotation, biological process: Golgi organization; Golgi to plasma membrane protein transport; retrograde vesicle-mediated transport, Golgi to endoplasmic reticulum. Gene Ontology annotation, cellular component: Golgi cisterna; trans-Golgi network; cytosol. Gene Ontology annotation, molecular function: phosphatidylinositol-4-phosphate binding. The record is from RefSeq and is a predicted model, not a curated record. NCBI's taxonomy places the organism in Eukaryota, Metazoa, Arthropoda, Insecta, Diptera, Sciaridae.
UGUCAAAAAAUGCAUACAUCAAAACUUGAGAAAACGUCAAUAAAAAAUUUGGUGAAACUUUUUCCAGGCUACAAAACGAAGGAACUGCCCAACAACUAGAUUCAAUCAAAUAAAAAAUCGUUCAAUAAAUUUUAUGGUAAUUCAGCGUUUCGGAUAUCAUCUAAAAUGAACCGCAGUGAUGGUUUGGUGAGACGAAUUAAAACUCGUUCUGAUGUCGAUGCAAACAGUUCAGCUGGCAAUGAAGAAAACGAUAAUAGUCCCGAUCGAGAUGAAGAAUUGGAAGACAACGAUUCGAAGGAGACCCGAUUGACAUUGAUGGAAGAAGUUCUACUGUUGGGGCUCAAAGACAAAGAGGGAUACACAUCGUUCUGGAAUGAUUGCAUUUCGAGUGGAUUGCGUGGAUGCAUACUUAUUGAACUAGGCAUACGGGGACGCGUUGAACUGGAGCGAGCUGGAAUGCGAAGAAAGGGUUUAACGUCUAGAAAAGUAGUAUUGAAAUCAGAGACUCCGACAGGUGACGUUUUGUUAGACGAAGCCUUAAAACACAUAAAAGAAACCGAUCCACCGGAAACCGUACAGAGCUGGAUUGAAUACCUGAGCGGCGAAACAUGGAAUCCACUGAAAUUGAGAUACCAAUUGAAAAAUGUCCGCGAACGUCUUGCCAAAAAUUUGGUGGAAAAGGGAGUUCUAACCACAGAGAAACAAAAUUUCUUGUUAUUCGAUAUGACCACGCAUCCGCUGAACGAUAACGUGAUCAAAUGUCGACUAGUGAAGAAGAUACAAGAUUCGGUAUUAUCGAAAUGGGUCAACGACCCGCAACGCAUGGACAAACGGAUGCUGGCGUUGAUAUUUCUUGCUCAUGCUAGUGAUGUAUUGGAAAAUGCUUUUGCGCCAUUAAACGAUGAUGACUACGAGCUGGCGAUGAGGCGAGUUCGAGAACUUUUGGAUCUAGACUUUGAAAAUGAAUCGGCCAAGCCGAACACAAACGAAAUCAUCUGGGCAGUUUUUAUGGCAUUUACCAAGUAAUCGAAUGCGGUUGACGUCUCAAUAGUCAAUUUUCAAAAAUUACGGAUCAACCACACUAAUAUCCCUAUUUUAUAUUCAUGUAAUUAACUUGAUAAUUCAAAAAGAAAAAUGAAAACAGAAAACAAAUGAACACGAAUCAGCUGUGUAUGUGUGUAUACGUGUGCUAUUAAUGAUUUUUGAAAUUGAUUAUUUUCGGUUUUAUAAUUACAUUAAAUCCGACAACAUUCAACGCAUAUACGAGAUUUACAGAGGAGGGUCAAUCAAAAUAAAAUUACGAGAAUAACAAUAAAGUGAACUGAGUUUCGGUUUACCCGUGGUUCUACCUAAUUUUAUUUGUUUUUAUUUACAAAAAAAAGUAAGAAAAGAAAAUGAUAUCAAUUCCAUAAAACGUUAGGUUUAAAAUAGGAGUGGACACAAGUUUUUUCUUUUUGUAUUUUCUUUGGUAUGGAAAUUCGACUAUUUUCGAUUUCGAAGUGUUAUAACUACAAAACUGAAGAACUUUUAGAAUAAUUUAUUUGUCUGUGCAACAUUUUAUUUUCCAGUAUAAUUGAUUGUUUAGGAUACGGUUUUUUUUGUUUGUUUGCAAUAAAAAUGUUAUUUAUAUGGACAGAAAAACAAUUACACUAAAUAAACUCACAGUUACACAAAAUCAUAAGCGAUCGGUCUUUCCUAGCUAGAGCGCUGCAAAAAUAUAAAUUAUUUAAACUUAAA